Messenger RNA from Pieris rapae (cabbage white), 1757 nucleotides. RefSeq lists its product as uncharacterized. NCBI's taxonomy places the organism in Eukaryota, Metazoa, Arthropoda, Insecta, Lepidoptera, Pieridae. Gene Ontology annotation, biological process: regulation of apoptotic process. The record is from RefSeq and is a predicted model, not a curated record. Bases 434 to 1156 code for a protein of 240 amino acids. The transcript is spliced from 5 exons.
GUUUGAGAGCUGUUUGCUUAGACACGGACCUAAGCCAAGUGAAAACAGUUAUUAUUUUAGUUACAUUAGUACUUUCUAUAUUAUGAAAUAUUUAAUUAUCUAAGUUUGGUGAAACGACUGUAUGUUUGAAAACCCUACUCAAAAUACUCAUUUCUCAGACAAAAGCGUGGGAAAUAAAUUACGUAAAUUAGUACUCGCGCUACAUAUCUGUCGAUAUCAGUAUGUAUCAUCCAGUGGAGAUGUGUAUUCCUGUGUGCCAGGAAAUGGGAAGAAACCAUCGAUAAUUCCAUACGCUAAUGGAGUAGACAACUUCAUGGAUGUACGCAUGCGUCAGAAUCUAUGUCAGGGACACAACAUGACACGACAACCAAGGUCAGUCUUGUUUAGCGUCUGACACAAGGUGUAUGUAGCCAGUGUAAAUUGUGAACAAAACAUGAAUUUUACUCCACCAUACGCGAGAUCACCAGCAUGCAGUAUCGAGCCUCUAGACGAUUACGAUGCACCCAGAGCACCGCUUCUUCGGCAGGUGUCACUUGAUGAGGAGAGACAAGAUGACUGCCAGGGACACUGGCGAGGGCCUUAUGUCGAGGGAGAGGAGGAAGAAAGAGGAGUAAGGCUGUUCAGAGCUAUGCUUCUGCAGCAUUUAAGACUGGAGGAACUUAGGCCACCGCCCUGUUUGUUGGUGCCGGCUAAUCCUGACCAAAGAGGCUGGUGGAUGUAUUGGAGAGAUUGGCGAGCUCUCGAAAAAGCGGCGAGGAGGUUCAGAGAAACUAAAGCACGUGCCAGACUUGCAGCUAGAGCAGAACAUAUACCUUUAUUAAGUCUUGACGAAGUUGCCUUUGAAGAUAUUAUGCAAGAGAUAUGUCAAGCAUGCGUUCACGCUGAGCAGAGGGCGCUUCUAGUUCUUGCAUUUCUAUGCGAGGUCUGUGCGCGGGCGGUAAAGGUCGGGGGCUGGUGUAGAGCUGCAGAUUGGGCUGCUAGACAUGUAGCUCAAUGUGCGACACCUUGGGCUAUUAGACACGGAGGAUGGAGUAACGUGGUAGAACGAGCGAGUGGAACAAGGCGAGAUGACACCAUAUUGGCUGGGGCAGCAAUUGCAGCAUUGCUGGCUUUUCUUUUAUUUUGUAAAACACGUCUUCGUUUAACACUUUUAUAAUUCAUUCGUUGGAAUGAAGUUGGAAUUGCUAAAUCAAGUGUUCUAAAUGUCAAAGGAGAUAAAAUGACCUCUUACAUAAUAACUGAAGGUCAUGCGUGGAGGUGUCAAAUACAACCAGGUACUUCAAUUUUCCCUUAUUAAUUACUUGUUAAAAUUGCUUGAUCAUGAAUAUUCUCAAACAUUAUCCAUGAUUUCAGUCCUAUGUAUUCUAAAUUGAGGUCAGUCAGCAAUUUAACUGAGACAGUUGUAAAGCACUCAAAAUAACGAGUGAUGUAAAUGUGAUUCGCGCUUUUACGCGUAAAAUAAAUUUUAAUUAAAUGUGUAGUUUUUGUGUAAAUAAAAAAUUGACUUGUAUAAAAUUGGCACUCAAAUCGUAAUGAAAAAUGUUGGUAUCUUCUCAAUGUUCAAUAUGUUCCUAAUGAUAUUUAGGUUUAUAUUCAAUUCGGUAUAUAAAGGUUCCACAAAUGAAAAAAUAGCACAGGAAUUAUGUCUUGUGCCUAUGUUAUGUGUAAAAAACACCAAAUUAAUGGAAUGUAUUCAAAAUUAUGUUACAUAUAAAUUAUAUAUUAUAAAAUUCUAUUCAUAUUUAAAAUUUUAUAUG